Messenger RNA from Helianthus annuus (common sunflower), 1161 nucleotides. RefSeq lists its product as uncharacterized. Lineage: Eukaryota; Viridiplantae; Streptophyta; Magnoliopsida; Asterales; Asteraceae. The record is from RefSeq and is a predicted model, not a curated record. The transcript has 11 exons. Bases 1 to 1161 code for a protein of 386 amino acids.
AUGGAAGAGUCGAGUAUUGGAAACCCGACUGCCAAAGAUACAACCAAGAUUAAGGUUACUGGAAAUGAUCAGAAGCUAUCUUUGUAUCCAUUCACUUCUGUUCUGAAAACUGAUAACUGGUCUGGUCCUCGGUACUUUUUUCGUUUCACUGAUUUUAAAUUUGUGUUGAGUAAAAAAGUUGAAGUUAAUACUCCAAUAGAUUUUAUCGGUUAUGUGGUUGUCUCUUAUCCUAUUGAAGAUGCAAAUAGGAAGGAUGGCUCUAAAACCAAACGAAUGAAUAUAACUCUCAAAGAUCUCGAAGAUCAGAAGAUUGGUCUUACAUUCUGGGAAGACUAUGCAGUCACUUUGUCAAAGUACAUAAAUGAUAAAGACCGUCCUGCUCAUGUUGUUAUUCUUGUGCAUUUUGGCACAGUAAACAUUUAUCAAUGUAAAGUUGGCCUUACUAAUAUGUUUGAGGCAAGUCGUGUCUUCAUAAAUUCUGAUCUCGAUGAGAUAAAAGAGUUCAAAGACAGGUAUCUUGAGAAGGAGUUUUCUAAAUCAUCUUCCAGUAAACAGUCAUGCUCUCAAGUGAUAUCCAAUGCAGAAGAUGAGUUUCUUAAUGCUGAAGACUUUGUGUUGACCGCUUUUAUUGCUUCAAUUGAUCAGCAAAUUGAAGAGAAAUCUCAAUUGGUUGAGAAAGAUGACGGCAGUUUUGAUGUUUUGGAUGAGAAGACUUUUGAGUGUAUAAACCCUGAUUGUGAGGCUGUUGACGUUGUUCCUGUUUAUCGUUAUAAGAUACCUCUAAGGGUUCAGGAUUCGACAGGGACUGUUUCUUGUACGUUGUUUGAUUAUGAAGCUAUUAAGCUUAUUAAGAAAACCGCCAAAGAACUGCUUGAUGUUUACUCAAAGCUUGACAGUUCCACCGAAGGAGCCUUUCAGUCACUUCCAUCUGAGUUUGAUAUGUUGAUCAACAAAAAGUUUGCCUUUCAAAUCAAAAUUUCCAGUUUUAACAUUUCUAACCAGAUAGAAAACUAUGGAAUUUCAAUGUUAACUUCUGAUGAGGACAUACUUUCCGCUCUGGAGAAUAAAUGGAAAAUUAAUGAGUCUGAUUUGUCUGAGUCGAAUGUUCAAUGCUUGUCUGAUUCUGUUGGAAAUGUUAAAUGUCUAUCAAAGGAGUCUUAA